Molecule: messenger RNA, 790 nt
Organism: Ceraceosorus guamensis
Lineage: Eukaryota; Fungi; Basidiomycota; Exobasidiomycetes; Ceraceosorales; Ceraceosoraceae
Exons: 2
Coding region: 200-745 (181 amino acids)
Biological process (GO): attachment of spindle microtubules to kinetochore
Cellular component (GO): DASH complex; spindle microtubule
Source: RefSeq, a predicted model, not a curated record
GUUCCCUCCGCCUCUUUAUCCAGCUUGGCCAGCUGCGUAUCGAGCGUGGAGUUGAGCUGCGCGACGGUAAGUCUGAUUUGAUGUCUCGCCACUUCCCUAAACUACCGUCGACAUCUACAAACAGCUCACUGACAGGACGCUCCUCGAUCUUGCGCAAUGCCUUCGCGCUUUGUGCCUUCAGCUCGAAUCCAGCGUAUCCAUGCUCUCUGCCUCCACAGCCGAUUUCGACAGGCUGUCCAAGGUGCUGGCGUCCAAGAGACAUUUCGAUCUCGUUUCAGAGGCGGACAUUAGGAGCGCAAGGAAUCAUCUGAGCGCCGAGAUCGCUCCUCAGCUACGAGAGCUCAUACCGAUGGCCGAGCAGGCUGUGCAGAGGGAAGAGAGGAUUGUGAAAGCUUUGCGAACCAAGCACGCGCAAGUCACAGCCAGACACGCCCAAUUGGCAGCUCUUCACGCGCCCGCUCAGCUUCGUAAAGGAACGAGCGGUGUGGCAAGUCACUUGAUAGCAGAGGUGGAAGCCAAGGAGAAGCGCGUACUGGCUUUGCAGAACAAGAAGCUGGAGCUGAGCAGAAAGGUGGAGCAGCUCGAGAGAGAGGUGGAGAAAGAGGUGAGCUGCUCAGAGGUUCUUGCGCAUGCUUUGGUCUGCAGGAUCGCGCCUCGUUCUUGCACUCAUGAUCAUGCUUGUACGCCGUCCACACUUACCCAGGAGCUUGAGGCCGCCCUUCACGCACCCAUGUCUGACCUUUGAUCUGUGGGGACUGUUUGUGUCGCAAGAAAUUGUUGUACUAUUACC